Molecule: messenger RNA, 2055 nt
Organism: Aspergillus heteromorphus CBS 117.55
Lineage: Eukaryota; Fungi; Ascomycota; Eurotiomycetes; Eurotiales; Aspergillaceae
Product: MFS general substrate transporter
Exons: 2
Coding region: 443-1897 (484 amino acids)
Biological process (GO): transmembrane transport
Cellular component (GO): membrane
Molecular function (GO): sucrose:proton symporter activity
Source: RefSeq, a predicted model, not a curated record
GCAUGUUUCUGCUCGACAUCACAUCUCUACGUGGAUCUGUCCAACCACCCGAGCCAGUGCUGAGAAGAACCCCCGAGCCCCAACCGCCUGGUUUGAUGACGGAGCGAGGGAACGAGGCCGACCCUCUCAUCGGGGAUGCAUCGUCCGGACAACCUCCAGCGCCCUCGGGUCGAUGCGACCCUGAUGAGGCGUCCCCGAGCAGUGGAUACCUCUUCAUGCUGACCCUGGCCAUGGGAGGGUAAGUCGAUGGCGAUACGAGCUGCUCCUCCACCCACCCCGGCCCUGUUGACCCUUCCCCCUGCGGCUCGUAUAGUAUCCAGAUUGUCUGGUCGAUCCAGCAUGCCAGUGGCUCGGUACGUUGUUACCCUGCAUCGGGAUCCAUCAUCCUUGCAAGACUCAUCGUUAACCUCGUGUGUGCCAGCCAUACCUGUUGUCCCUGGGGAUGAGCAAGGCCCUCCUGGCCUUUGUCUGGAUUGCAGGUCCGUUGACCGGCACCCUCGUACAGCCGUACAUCGGCCUUCGAUCGGACAACUGCCGCGUCUCCUGGGGCCGGAGGAAGCCGUUCAUGGCCUUUGGGGGUGCGCUCCUCGUGGUCUGUCUGUUAGCUCUGGCAUGGGUCCGAGAGAUCGUCGGCGGCAUCGUUGGUCUCUUCGGCAUCGACGCGCAGUCCGCCGGUGCCAAAACCACGGUGCUCGUCGCGGCGACCCUCUUGAUGUACUGUCAAGACUUUGCCAUUAACACCGUCCAAGCCGCAACCCGGGCGUUCAUCGUGGACAAUGCCCCGUCCCAUCAGCAAGAGACGGCCAAUGCCUGGGCAAGCCGCCAGGUCAGCGCAGGGAACAUCUUCGGCUACAUCAUCGGCGGCAUGGACCUGCCCAGGACGCUUCCCUUUCUCGGGAACACCGAAUUCAAGGGCCUUUGUGUAAUCACCAGCAUCGCACUGGCCAUCAUUCUCUCCAUCAGCUGCAGCUACAUCACGGAGAAGGACCCCCGCGAGACCUCCCCACCGACAUCUGACCGGAUGGGACUUCUGUCACUGCUCCAGGCCCUCAGAGAGUCGAUCCGCCGUCUCCCCGUUCGUAUCCGCAGGGUCUACAUGAUCCAGGCUGCGGCGUGGUUCGGGUGGUUUUCGUUCCUGUUCUACGCAACCACGUAUAUCGGACAGCUGUACGUGAACCCCAUUUUCGACCAGCACCAGGACCUAUCGGAAGAUGAGAUCAACCGGAUCUGGGAGGAGGCCACUCGCAUCGGCACUCUGGCUCUUCUCGUGAAUGGAAUUGUCUCCUUUGCAACCAGCAUAAUCCUGCCCCUGCUAGUGGUCCCAUCCGAGAAGCAAAUGGAACCUCACGCAAGCACGGGCUCGAGCAAUCUACGCCUCAAGCUGCGCAUUCCAGGACUAACACUACGACGCGCCUGGCUUCUCUCGCAUUUCCUAUUUGCCAUCUGCAUGUUGAGCACCUGUUUCAUUUCCUCCCCCGGACAGGCGUCCGUGAUGACCGGGAUCGUCGGCAUCUCCUGGGCCACCACAGCAUGGGCCCCAUUUGCACUCAUCGCAACUGAGAUCACGAAGGGCGGUCCAACGACCCGCAGCACGGACGAGACGAACGAAGGACCAAGUAUCCCCCGUUAUAGUCAGGGCGAUGAUGAAAGAGCCGAAACGGCGGGGGAGGCCACCAAAAACCAAGCCGGUCUCGUCCUCGGUCUGCACAACGUCGCCAUCUCCUUCCCGCAGAUCAUCUCCAGCGCCAUCGGUAGUCUCAUCUUCAAGGCGCUGCAGAAGCCUCGCGGAGAGCCUUGGGACACCAGCACGGGCUGGGUCAUGAGGCUGGGGGGGUGCGCGGCCGUGCUGGCCGGGUUCCUGACGAUGGGUCUUCAGGACAGGCCUAGAAGGAAGUAAGACGUAAAGUAAUUCGCCCGACUGUGUGUCUGUCUCUCUGUCUGUCUUUACUGUGUUGUAUACGUGUACUCUCCCGCCAGUUGAACAGGAUACUCGCCACUUCACCUUUUAGAAUUUAGAAUGUGAUAGCUUACCACCACCAGAAUGCAUUCAUUGCC